This is a messenger RNA of Scleropages formosus (Asian bonytongue), 2361 nucleotides long. It is a transcript of the gene cpne2, whose product is annotated as copine II. Bases 383 to 2023 code for a protein of 546 amino acids. The record is from RefSeq and is a predicted model, not a curated record. Gene Ontology annotation, cellular component: plasma membrane. Gene Ontology annotation, biological process: cellular response to calcium ion. Gene Ontology annotation, molecular function: calcium-dependent phospholipid binding. NCBI's taxonomy places the organism in Eukaryota, Metazoa, Chordata, Actinopteri, Osteoglossiformes, Osteoglossidae. The transcript is spliced from 17 exons.
UGACGGAGCGGCUCCAGCUGGGCGGAGUUGCUCGAGGUGAGACGAGCCGAUGCUCUGUCACUUUCGCUUCUCUCUCCGCCACUGAUGCGCGCGGCGCGGACUGAGGAGGGAUGUGGUUCCCCCUCGUGGAUACAAUGAAGAGAGAGGAGUGCAGCUUUUAGUCGGACGAGAAUUUCGCUGGGAAGUCGGAGGAAAGCGCUCCACAGGGUGAGUCACUGAUAGGCCUUCCAUGACGGCACUGGAAGUAGACUGGUGCAACUUCACAAUUCCCCUCCGCUGAGCCACUCCCACUCCCGGGGUAAUUGGUCUAUUUCCAGCAGCCAAUCACCUCCCAGCACAAGCGGUUGAGACAGGUCGGGGGAGGACUUCGUUGCUGGCUGACAUGGCCUACACUCUGGGCAGCGAGACAAGCCAAGGCCCUGCCAUUGGGUCCCAGUACUGUGUCACCAGGGUGGAGCUCUCUGUGUCUGGGGGUAACCUGCUGGACCGAGACGUCACAUCGAAGUCGGAUCCUUUCUGCGUGCUGUUCCUGGAGGUGGACGGCAAUUGGGUGGAGGUUGGUAGGACGGAGACGGCAGUGAACAACCUGAAUCCCGUGUUUGGGGAGAAGUUCCAGGUGGACUACCACUUCGAGGAAGUCCAGAAGCUCAAGUUUGCAAUGUUUGACGAGGACAAGUGCAGUACCCAGCUAUAUGAACAUGACUUUCUUGGGGAGUUCACCUGCACACUCGGGGUGAUUGUGUCCAGUAAAAAACUACAUAGGCCGCUGAUCCUGGGUAAUGGGAAGCCAGCAGGGAAGGGGACCAUCACGAUAACAGCGCAGGAGUUGUCAGACAACAGGAUAAUUACACUGAGCCUGUGUGGGAGAAAACUGGACAAGAAGGACUUCUUUGGCAAAUCAGACCCUUAUUUAGAGUUUCACAAACAAGGGGAGGAUGGGAAGUGGAUGAUGGUACACAGGACAGAGGUAAUUAAGAACACACUGGACCCAGUGUGGAAGCCCUUUACUAUGCCACUCAUAUCUCUCUGCAAUGGAGAUGUAGACAGGAGCAUUAAGAUCAUCUGUUAUGACUAUGACAACGAUGGAGGCCAUGACUUCAUUGGAGAGUUCCAUACCACUGUCACUAAAAUGAUGGAAGCCCAGAACUCAGAAGAGAUUGAAUUUGAAUGUAUUAAUCCCAAGAAACAGAAGAAGAAGAAAAGCUACAAAAAUUCUGGCAUCAUUAUUCUGAAGUCAUGCACAAUUGCAAGAGACUACUCCUUUCUGGACUACAUCCUGGGAGGUUGCCAACUAAUGUUCACGGUGGGAAUUGACUUCACAGCCUCCAAUGGGAACCCGCGUGAGCCCUCCUCCCUGCACUACAUCAACCCACUGGGCAGCAACGAGUACCUGUCUGCCAUCUGGGCUGUUGGCCAGAUCAUCCAGGACUAUGACUCAGACAAGAUGUUUCCAGCUCUGGGAUUCGGAGCUCAGCUCCCUCCUGACUGGAAGGUGUCACACGAGUUUGCAAUCAACUUCAACCCCACUAACCCCUUCUGCUCAGGUGUGGAGGGCAUCGCCGAAGCCUACUCCGCCUGUCUGCCGCAUAUCCGGUUCUACGGCCCCACUAACUUCUCCCCCAUCAUCAACCACGUGGCACGCUUUGCCUCACAGGCCAUCCAGCAGGAGACAGCUGCGCAGUACUUCAUUCUGCUCAUCAUCACAGACGGUGUGAUCAGCGAUAUGGACGAGACACGCCAUGCUGUUGUGCAGGCCGCCAAGCUUCCCAUGUCCAUCAUCAUCGUUGGUGUGGGCAACGCUGACUUUGCUGCCAUGGAGUUUCUGGACGGGGACAACCGUGUGUUGCGUUCCCACACAGGCGAGGAAGCCAUCAGGGACAUCGUCCAGUUUGUCCCCUUCCGAGACUACCGCAAUGCUCCGAAAGAAACUUUAGCCAAAUCAGUCCUGGCAGAGCUACCGCAGCAGGUCACUCAGUAUUUCAAACAGAGGAACCUGGCCCCCAAGAACAGCACGCCAGAUUGAGGGGUCGAUGCCCAAGGCCACACCCGGAACCAGCCUGCAUGUUGCCAAUCCCCCCCAUCCCCUCCACCCCUGUGCUGUUUACGAGGCAUAAUGAGCAAAAGAACUGCAUGAACGUUCAGAAAUCCAUUUGUAUGUACCUUGCGCAUUUUUGAAAUCCACGUUCUUCAUCACAGUCAAAGACUAUAAAGGAAAGCUACGAAAUACAUUUGAACAACAGAACCUCCACACAACUCUAGGCUGAAUCCAGAAAAAAAGGAAAAAUAAUGACUGAAUGUACAUUUGUACUGAUGUUCCUUGUUUUAUUAUUAUUGUUCUUGGUUUCUAAGAAAAUAAUUGUC